AUGGCGUUAGCUAUUCCCGAAGGCGACAUCCCUCCUGUUGAAGAAUACGAUCCUGAAGCAGAGGAUCGAGAUGAAUCGUUCGUGGAGAAGCUUGCCCAAGAUUUCACUGAAGCUGAAGAGCCAAUCCUUCACGAUGUUUACCUAGAUAGCGACGACGAAGCUGGAGAACAUCGUGGUGGUGGAGACAGAGGGACGCACAUCAACCGUGGAGAUGGGACGAUGUACGUAGGGCAAAAGUUCUUCAAUGGGAUCGCGUUCAAGGAAUGUGUCACUGAUUAUGCAUUGCUAACAGGCUACAAUUUGAAACAAUACAGGUACGAUAGGGAUAGACUCGGGUUUAGGUGUGUAGGUGCUAAGGGUAAAUGCGAGUGGAAAGUGUAUUGUGCAUCUUUGCAAAAUGAGUCAAUGUGGAAGGUUACACGAUACAACAAUAAGCAUAUUUGUGUUGCUAAUGGAGAAUGUGAGAUGUUUAAGGUGCCAGUUAUAGCAAGGCUGUUUCUUGACAAGAUUAGAGAAGAUCCUAAGUAUUACAUGCCUCAGAAGAUGGAACAGAUUAUAAUGGAGAAGUGGAAGAUUUCGGCUACUAGACCUCAGUGUCAAGUUGCUCGGAGAAAGGCCUUGGCUUGGAUUGAGCUGGAGUAUGAUAGUCAGUUUGCACGUCUAAGGGAUUAUGCAGCUGAGAUAUUGGAAGCAAAUCAAGGGUCUAUUGUGGAGGUUGACACGAUUAGGAAUGAAGCUGGCCAGGACAUUUUUAACCGCUUCUAUGUGUGCUUUGAUGUGUUAAGGAGAACUUGGAAAGAGAGUUGUAGGCCACUAAUUGGAGUGGAUGGUUGUUUCUUGAAAUCAAAGAUCAAGGGUCAGUUAUUGGUGGCAUUAGGAAGGGAUGCAGACAAUGCUAUUUAUCCAAUAGCAUGGAGUGUUGUUCAGGUUGAAAACACUGACAAUUGGCAAUGGUUUGUCAAGAGACUGAAGAUUGAUCUUGACUUAGGAGAUGGGGAUGGUUUCAUCAUGGUUUCUGACCGUCAAAAGGGGUUGAUUAAGGCUGUGGAGUUAGAGUUACCAAAUAUUGAGCAUCGUAAAUGUGUCAGGCACAUUUAUGGAAAUUUAAAGAAGAAUCACCCCAAUAAAAAACAGAUGAAGAAGCUCUUAUGGGACUCGGCAUAGAGUUACAACACUAGACAAUAUGAGGAGAGAUUGGAGAGGAUUCAUGCUUAUGAUUCAAAGGUGCAUGAGGAUGUCCUGAAGACAAAACCCAAGACAUGGUGCAGGGCAUUUCACAAGGUUGGUAA
Messenger RNA from Capsella rubella, 1289 nucleotides. RefSeq lists its product as uncharacterized. The transcript has 2 exons. Bases 1 to 1164 code for a protein of 387 amino acids. NCBI's taxonomy places the organism in Eukaryota, Viridiplantae, Streptophyta, Magnoliopsida, Brassicales, Brassicaceae. The record is from RefSeq and is a predicted model, not a curated record.